Messenger RNA from Acomys russatus (golden spiny mouse), 2427 nucleotides. RefSeq names its product fidgetin like 1 (gene Fignl1). The coding region runs from base 48 to 2063 and encodes 671 amino acids. Lineage: Eukaryota; Metazoa; Chordata; Mammalia; Rodentia; Muridae. The record is from RefSeq and is a predicted model, not a curated record. The transcript has 2 exons. Gene Ontology annotation, molecular function: ATP binding; microtubule severing ATPase activity; ATP hydrolysis activity.
GCGCUUUUCGGUGGCUGCAGGCCCGACAGGGAGCGCAGAACUUUGACAUGGAGUCUUCCAGCUCUAGGUCUAUGCAUGUGGAUGAAUGGCAGAAGAAUUACUUUAUAGUUACAUCUAGCACAUGUACACCAACACAGAAGGCAGAUGCAUACCGUGCACUAAUACUCCGUAUUCAACAUGCACGUGCCAACUCUGAGAUCUCUCAGGUCUGUGCUACCAAGCUGUUCAAAAGGUAUACAGAAAAAUAUUCUGCAAUUAUUGAUUCUGACAAUGCUGAAACUGGCUUGAAUAACUAUGCAGCAAGCCUUCUUGCUUUGGCAGGAUCCCAACAGGCUGACAGUGACAAGUGGCAAUCUGGAUUAUCAAUAAAUAAUGUUUUCAAAAUGAGUAAUGUACAGAAGAUGAUGCAAGCUGGCAAGAAACUGAAAGAGUCUCUGUUGAAACCUGCUGAUGCAUCAGUAGUCUUCGGUAAAGAACACACUAUCUUUGAGCUUAGUGCUUGUAGAGGUUCUAGAGCACGUGACCAGUCCAGUUCAGUUCGUGACACAGACAAGCCCCAAGCCAUCCCAGGGAGCAGUCGGGGACAUUCCUCGUUUCAUAGUGCUCUGGUACGCACUACUGCUAAGACUUGUCCCACCUCCUCAACACCUUUAGGUGAGUCAGCCAAUGCAACAUUUCACACUACACCGUUAUUUGGAAAUACCAAAAGGGAAAGUCACAGCUCUCCUAAAACCAACUCAGGACUAAAUAUGUUCCAAUCUAAUCUGUCCUGUUUUCCUUCUGGCUGUGAAAAUCCACGAGAAAAGAAAUCUUUUUAUGACCCUGGCACCAUUGACAUGUUGUCCAAUCUAACACCAAACAAGGUUUUUAGUAAAACAGAAGACAGUGGCCAAAGGGAAGAUGAUAGCCUGCCUACCUUUAAAACUGCAAAAGAACAAUUUUGGGCAGAGCAAAAAAAAAAGUGCCACCGAUCCCAGCAUACAUCCAGAUCUUCAUCUGGUGGUGUGAAAAAGUCUCUGGGAGCUGGGAGAUCGAGGGGGAUAUUUGGAAAGUUUGUUCCUCCUGUAUCUAAUAAGCAAGAUGAAAAUGAACAGAGUAGAAAGAUGAAGCACAAGUCUACUAGGGCAGAGUCUCCAGAACCAGAACACCCCAUUGAUGACCGUCUGAAGAACGUGGAGCCAAGGAUGGUCGAACUUAUUAUGAAUGAAAUUAUGGACCAUGGGCCGCCAGUAAAUUGGGAUGAUAUUGCUGGAGUAGAAUUUGCCAAAACCAUAAUAAAGGAAAUUGUCGUGUGGCCCAUGCUGAGGCCAGAUAUCUUUACUGGAUUACGAGGGCCCCCUAAAGGGAUUCUGCUCUUUGGGCCUCCAGGGACUGGUAAGACUCUGAUUGGCAAGUGCAUUGCUAGUCAGUCUAGAGCAACAUUCUUCAGCAUCUCUGCUUCAUCUUUGACUUCUAAGUGGGUAGGUGAAGGGGAGAAAAUGGUCCGUGCAUUGUUUGCUGUUGCAAGGUGUCAUCAGCCAGCUGUGAUAUUUAUUGAUGAAAUUGAUUCUUUAUUGUCUCAACGAGGAGAUAAUGAACAUGAAUCUUCAAGAAGGAUAAAAACGGAAUUUUUAGUUCAGUUAGAUGGAGCAACUACAUCUUCUGAAGAUCGUAUUCUCAUGGUGGGAGCCACAAAUCGGCCCCAAGAGAUUGACGAGGCUGCCCGGAGAAGAUUGGUGAAAAGGCUCUAUAUUCCUCUUCCAGAAGCUUCAGCCAGGAAACAGAUAGUAGUUAAUCUCAUGUCGAAGGAGGAGUGCUGCCUCAGUGAUGAAGAAAUUGAACUGGUGGUGCAGCAGUCUGAUGGGUUUUCUGGAGCAGAUAUGACACAGCUUUGCAGAGAGGCCUCUCUUGGUCCUAUCCGCAGUUUGCACACUGCUGACAUUGCUACCAUAAGCCCAGAUCAGGUUCGACCAAUAGCUUAUAUUGAUUUUGAAAAUGCUUUUAGAACUGUGCGACCCAGUGUGUCUCAGAAAGAUUUAGAGCUUUAUGAAAACUGGAAUGAAACAUUUGGUUGUGGAAAGUGAACACAGCAAUUGAGGAACUGUCAUCUAGUAACCUUUAGCAUAGGAAGCUUGGGGUGUGCCCUGAACUCUGUGCCUCACAUAAGAAUGAUAACAGCUAGACUACUUAUUGAUAUAUUAGUAUGUUGUGUUUGCCUUGAAGUUAUUGUGUGAUGUAUAAGCUCACUUCAUUUAAACAGAAUGGCAUUUUGUUUCUAAGUGAAUUGAUAUUAGAAUGUUAGUGUGGUAAUAAUAAACGUCACUGUAGUAUGGCUUACAUUUGAAACAGCUUUCUUGGCUUAGAAAGAGAUAAGAUCUUACCAAAGGCUAGACUGAAAGCAACAGGAACUAAACCACAUUAACCUGUGCUGGCUUGUAACUUGUGGGU